Messenger RNA from Helianthus annuus (common sunflower), 1633 nucleotides. Its product is annotated as WRKY transcription factor 6. Gene Ontology annotation, biological process: regulation of DNA-templated transcription. The coding region runs from base 28 to 1488 and encodes 486 amino acids. Gene Ontology annotation, molecular function: sequence-specific DNA binding; DNA-binding transcription factor activity. The record is from RefSeq and is a predicted model, not a curated record. NCBI's taxonomy places the organism in Eukaryota, Viridiplantae, Streptophyta, Magnoliopsida, Asterales, Asteraceae. The transcript has 5 exons.
GUAGUCCACUCCUUCUUUUCUUCAUAAAUGGCCACGCCACCUACUGGACUCUUCUUUGAAUCAGAUCACAUCACACCCUCCAUCUCACCGCUACCCAUGGUGUUCACCGGCCACAAUACGUCGUCGUCUUCACUCUCACCACCAUCUACCACCACUCAUUUCGAAGCAACCACCCUUUAUGAUCAACCCGACACUUUUGAUCACAAACUUAUUAAAGAAGUAGAUUUUUUCAACGAUAAGAAACAUGAUCUGCCAAUAUCUGACAAUUAUGAUCUUCAUAAAGACUCUACUGUCGAUUUGGAUAUCAAUAUCAAUACAGGCUUGCAUCUUCUCACCGGAAACACAAGCAGUGAUCAGUCCGUGAUUGACGAUGGUGUGUCUCCAAAUUCUGAGGAUAAACAAACUAAACAUGAGUUAGCUACUGCUAAAGCUGAAUUUGAGAGAAUGUGUGGAGAGAAUCAACAGUUGAAAGAGGUGUUGAAUAAAAUGAUAAUCGAUUACAACAUACUUGAGAUGCAUAUUGCGACGAUGAUGCAGCAGAAAGGCGAAAGAAACUGUAAAGAAGAUGUUAAUGGGAAAGGUUGUAUGCCCGCACCAAGGUCGGUUAUGGAUCUUGGUUUAGCAGCUGAGAAUGAUGAACAUUCACGAUCGUUCGAUAAGGAUCAGAGGUUGAAUUGUUUGAAAAAUGAUAAUCGGGAUGUUGAAGAGAUAGAGCAAUCUAAUGAAGCAACUAUUCGGAGAGCUAGGGUUUCUGUUCGAGCUCGAUCAGAAGCUUCCGUGAUCACAGAUGGAUGUCAAUGGCGGAAAUACGGCCAAAAAAUGGCGAAAGGAAACCCAUGUCCGCGGGCAUAUUACCGGUGCACCAUGGCUGUCGGAUGCCCCGUUAGAAAACAAGUACAAAGAUGUGCAGAAGAUAAAACAAUCUUGACCACGACCUACGAAGGCAAUCACAACCACCCUCUCCCGCCCGCCGCUAUGGCGAUGGCCUCCACCACCUCUUCCGCCGCCCAGAUGCUCCUCUCCGGUUCCAUGCCGAGUUCUGACGGCGUCACGAAUUCAAAUUAUUUAUCAACAACUCUCUUUCCAUACUCAUCUAACAUGACUAGCAUUUCAGCUUCCGCCCCAUUUCCAACAGUCACACUAGACCUCACUCAAACUCCAAACCCGUUACACUUUCAACGCGAUCAACUCCAACUACCCUUUUUGAACUCGAGCUCAUUGCCCCAGUUUUUCGGGCAGCCUUUAAACAAUCAGUCUAAAUUCUCAGGGCUUCAAAUGUCUCAAAAUAUUCAUCCACAAGGGCCUCCACAUGCUGCUUUGGCUGACACCGUAACUGCCCUCACGGCAGAUCCGAACUUUACUGCCGCCCUGGCGACAGCGAUAUCGUCGAUCAUGGGUGGUGGCAACGGUGGCGGCUCUACUGGGAACGUCAAUAAUGAAAAUGUUAAUGCUGCCUACUGUGACAACAAUGGUAAUGUCAGCAACUGAGGUUUAUUAAGUUGGUUAAUACUUGUGGUAUCAAAUUCUUUAUAUAAUAGUUUCCUUAUCAAUACACACAUGUUCCUUACAUUUUUCUUCUUGUUUUUUUAUCGUUUUUUCUAAAUCUGUUGGAUGGAAAAUAUUUUUUGUUAUA